This is a messenger RNA of Botrytis cinerea B05.10, 2172 nucleotides long. RefSeq lists its product as hypothetical. The coding region runs from base 495 to 1853 and encodes 452 amino acids. The record is from RefSeq and is a predicted model, not a curated record. The transcript has a single exon. Lineage: Eukaryota; Fungi; Ascomycota; Leotiomycetes; Helotiales; Sclerotiniaceae.
GAAUGCCACGCAUACAAAUGUUGCAACGGGAAGGAAAAGGGAAAAAAAAGGAGAAUAACCUCAUGACCCUCAAUUUGUAAGACGAUAAAGCUAAGAAGAAUUUCCAAUAUAUUGGAGCAGGUUUAUCCCUUCACUCUUGUUACUUUUCCUUCGAGGUUACGAGGUCUAUUCAAUACAUCCUACGGGAAAUAUUUGUUGUUGCUAUCAAACAUCCAUUUUAUACUACGCUACCCAUUACUACCAAGCUACCAAGCUACCAAGAAACCAAGAAACCAAUUACGAACCGUCCCGUCUUAAGGGUCAUCCCUCUAAGCUCAAUCCAACCCUUCCAAGCUCUUCAUCUCCUUUAUUCCGUCCAAUACGAAUCACCAAUUCACCCUUCAAGCUUGCAUCAUAGUGUGAUUCAACCAAGGAACGGUCCGUACCUUUCAUCAUUACACUACGAAUCAUACUCUAGACCACGCUAUACUACGGGCCAACCCGGAUCUAUCAAAAUGGAUUACCUUCCCAUAGGUCUCCAAGCAACUGAUGUUCUCGUCGACAAACAUUUUCAUAGAAUUCCCGAUAAAGCAUUUCGGUCAGAAACUUACAGGCCACGCAUCCCUACCAAGUUAAGUAGGAGAAAGCGUCGAGAAGAAAAGGAACGAAGAAACUCUCGAGAUCAGGGAGUAGAUCCAGAGCGACGAAGAGAUUCGAGAGAUUCGCGAGAUCCGGGGGAGCGAGACGAUUGGGAGAGAGCAACACAAAAAAGACAAGAAGAACCAUAUAGUAAUCCAGAAAUCGAAGAAGCAGGUUACGAUUCCGAACCCGAUUAUACAUCUAGACAACGCGAAAGAAAUAUGAGGGAUAGGAAUUGGGAUUCGAAAUGGGAGAGAGACAGUGAUUUGAGAGAUAUUCCAAGACAUAGUGGUGCGGGCACAGGAACAGGUUAUGUAUAUGGAUAUCCUUAUGAAAAAUCAGAUCGAUCCAAUUCUCCACCGUCGCAGAUCUACAGUCAACAACCACCACGUCUUCGUCCCGAAUAUCUUCCAAAGUACGGUGCCCCCCGACCAUUAGACCCUGCUAGUAAAAAUCCAUACUAUUUCCCUCCUCCGCCCAUAGCAACAUUCCCAGAUCCAUUUGACAGAGAUGAGAGGAGAGGAAACUAUGAUUCAGAUGAACGAUACGAAAAGGAAAGAACACGCAGACCAAAGCCUAUCCAAAGAAGUAGUUCCUACGAUGAUAUCCACAGUCAACGCAAAUCUUAUCCUUCAAAUCAAGACCAAAGACUUUCCACUCGCAACGCCAGUCGCACACCUCGAUCUGAUCAUGGUGGAUCUAAAGAUUCACACACGGGUACUAUGAAAGAUCGCGCUGAACGCUAUGGAGUUAAGGAUGAAGUCAAAGGAUUAUUUACAGAUUCACCACAAGGAUUAGCAGGAGGAGCCAUCGGAGCACUUGUAGGAGGAUGGGCGACGGAAAAAUUUCAAGAAUCGCAGUCAGGGAAGGAUAGAAAGGAUAUGGGAGAUCGGGCGAAGAUUAUUACGUUACUUGGAGCUGCCGCGGGAGGAUUGGUGGCUAAUGCUGUGGUUGAUAAGUGGCAGGAUGGAAAGGAGGAGACAAAGAAGAAACAGAAGAAAUGGGAUAAAAAAUACCCGGAUGGGAAGACCGAUGAUAAUGGAGAGAGGGGGGAUAGGGAUGAAGGAAGAAACGGAGAGAGUGAAAGGGAAAGAAGAGAUUCGGUUAGGAGUCGAGAUGCGAGCCGAAGGGAUAGAAACAGAGAUGACAGUCGGGAAAGAGAUAUGUCUUAUGAUGAGAAGAUUAGGAGAAGUGAUGGAAGACGUUAUGAAGGGGUUAACGAUGGAUAUUAUUGAGUUGGGAUUUGAUGAUGCUCAUGAUAUGAACGAAGCAUAUGACUCGUCAACGAUUUUAAAGAUGUCAUUGGAAGGUUACCAGCGAGCGUGGAUUUAUUACUCAAACUUGGACGCAACAGCACUGUAUUUUACUACGAAUUUACGAAAUGAUGAACUUCGGAUUUAGAGAAAAGAAAGAGAAAUGGAAAUGGAAAGAAGAUACAGGAUGGGAUGGAAGCGAUGAUUUUAUUUUAUUUGCUUAGUUUGCUUUACUAUUUACUUGUUCAUCAGCGCGCAUGGAUUUAUAUAAUCGUAUAGAUUGCUGUUUAUGAUUCUAUCA